CAUCUCAGGUAUAUCUACUACAGUCUAUUAUCUUACAAAGCAACAUGGAAGACGACAGGGAGACACGCGAUGGAGAACCGAUGAUCCAGGAGACAGAGAGGCCCAAGAGAAGUGAUGACCGUGAGCGUAGCACAAGUAGGGAGAGACGUAGGGAUGAUGAUAGGCAUCGCCAUCGUCAUCACUCUCGCUCGCGUAGUCGUUCACCUAGACGACACAGACAUCGUUCUUACUCUCACUCAAGAUCACGUUCUCGUUCUAGAGACCGUCGUGAUCGCGAUCGCGAUAGGGGACAUAGAUCUUCUCGAAGAAUCUCACCUCCUGCGUUACACGGCAGAGGGCCUCGUUUAAACGGUCCCAGAGGUGAUUUCGAAAAAUCCGUAGGAGGACCGAUGAACGCUCCGACCGAAGAAGCGGCGGCACACGCAAAAGUCAGCAAAAGGGAGAAUAGGUUGUAUAUUGGAAAUUUGGCAUAUCAUUGCAAUUAUAAGGAUUUGGAAAAAUUCAUGAGAGGAUCUGGAGGAGAUGUUAUCUUCACGGAAAUCUUUAUCACACCCGCUGGACAAUCAAAGGGAUGCGGUAUCGUCGAAUUUUCAAAUCCGGAAGACACCAAGAAGGCGAAAGAGGAACUCUCUGAAAAGCCCUUGUUUGGACGUAAUGUCCAUAUUCGCGAGGAUCGUGAAGAGAACGCCCGUUUCGGAAUGGCGCCGAUUCCCGGUAAAGUUGGAGUAGCCACUGGCGAAUCUCGCAAUUUCCUUGGUGCUCAUGGACCACGCUUCAACCCUGCAAACCGUAACAUCUUCGUUGGCAAUCUUCCUCUGCAAGCUUCCUGGCAAGACCUGAAAGAUCUCAUGCGUCAAGCUGGGGAGGUGAUUCGGGCCGAUAUUGGUGUCCAUCCCGAUGGUAAUCCCAAGGGUAACGGAACGGUUGUUUACCUUACUCCGGAAGCAGCUCGAGCUGCCAUUCAAAUGUUCAAUGGGUUCGAUUGGUUCGGCAAUGUUCUGGAAGUCCGAGAGGAUCGUUUCGCCGGUGGGACUGGAGGUUUCCGUGGCCGCGGUGGGUUUGGUGGCUUCCGUGGAGGCUUUGGUGGUCCUGGUUUCCGUGGCGGUUUCCAACCCGGAUUCAGAGGUGGCUUCAAUGGAGGCUUCCGUGGCGGGUUCGGUGGCGGUGGAUUUGGACGGGGUGGAUUCGCCGGUAAUAUGAACGGCGGCAUGGGUAACGGUGGUGGAGGUCGUAACUUUACCAACGAUCUUUACGCCGAUUACAACGGUCCCAAUCAAUCGUCCAACGGGGACAUGCAAGUAGACCCUGCCCCGAGGCGUGAAGCGGCUGAGCCGAAUCAGCAGAUUUUGGUUCGCAAUCUGCCAUGGUCCACUUCCAACGAAGAUCUGGUAGAGCUAUUCGAGACUGUUGGCAGCGUCACUUUGGCUGAGAUCCUCUUUGAAGGCUCUCGAUCAAAAGGUGAAGGUAUCGUUCAGUUCACCGAGACGGCCGAAGCUCGUACGGCAGGAGACAAGUUUACUGGGUACAUGUAUGGUGGCAGGCCAUUGGAUGUCCAAUUCAACCCUCGUUGGCAUGAGUUUUCGUCUACUGCUGCUAAAGGUGGGCAGGCAGCUGCUUGAAUGUGAUAUCAAAAGUAUGCAUCGGGUGUGUGAGAU
Molecule: messenger RNA, 1655 nt
Organism: Tremella mesenterica DSM 1558
Lineage: Eukaryota; Fungi; Basidiomycota; Tremellomycetes; Tremellales; Tremellaceae
Exons: 11
Coding region: 45-1619 (524 amino acids)
Cellular component (GO): nucleus; cytoplasm
Molecular function (GO): mRNA binding
Source: RefSeq, a predicted model, not a curated record